Pocillopora verrucosa is the source of this 2853-nucleotide messenger RNA. Lineage: Eukaryota; Metazoa; Cnidaria; Anthozoa; Scleractinia; Pocilloporidae. The record is from RefSeq and is a predicted model, not a curated record.
UCAGUAGGAAAAGAAAUGAGUGGGACUCUUUACUUUGAAUCUCACUCAACGAGUACAUCAGAAUGAAGCUACUAAAUCGGAUUUCUGAUACAUAAAACUUAACUUCUAGCAAUUCGUUUUCGGUGCGGGUGCUUCGCUUUUGACCUUGAGCGUGUUCCAUGCGUCGGUGUUCGUACUUGGGUGACGAGAUGGCGGUGAGGAUCAUCGUUGCCCUUAUUCUGCAGAGUGGCUGUUUUUUCAGGAAGUUGGAAAUUUGGCAAGGAAGCACAAAUCAAAAUGCAUCCCAAAUAACGAAUCCUCAAUCCAAAAAUUACUGCUUAUUGAUGUUUGUCGAUGCCAUCCGUUUGCUUCUUGGGUAGUCAAGAGAGUCCUAUACAAGAUGUCAACUUUGAGCCACUGCCUUCAAUCAUUUUAAUUCCACAAUCAGAAGUUUUACUGUUUCAGAGGAAAGAGAGGAAAUCUGCGAGGGAAACAUUUACAUAGUUUAGGCGAUAGAUGUGCGACAUGGUCAACAUAGCUUUUACCUGGAAGGAAGUGGAGGAUGCAAAUUCGAGAGGGGAUUUGAUCCUAAGCAUCAGAUUACUUGUUACAGGCGAUGAAAUUUGAAAAUCAAUUAAAUCUUUCUCGGACAUGAUCGUUUGAGUUUUCAACUACUUUGAAGUUUUAAUGCUGUAGAAAACUCUUCGGAUUCAGCAUGUUUGACAAUUAUAGUACGAGUAACCAGACUGGUGAUGAUAUGGGCAAUGAUGGAUGCACGCAACACGUAACUACAAAGGCCGAGAACGUUGGGAAGCUAUCAGCCUACGUCAUCGUAUUUGCAAUUUCACUCUUUGGGAAUAUUCUCAUUUUGAAUGUAAUCUGCAAAAACAAGAAUAUGCACAGAAACACCAACCUUUUGAUUCUGAAUAUGGCCAUCUCGGAUCUAGUCAUACCAGUUUUUGUGAUCCCUAGAAGAGUUAUACAAAUCGCUCUGGAAUUACCCUCAGCCAAAUGGAUCCUCUCUGGAGUAACUGGAGAAAUAACUUGCAAGCUGCAGACGUUCAUGCAGGAUUUUUCCGGUCUGGUCUCAACCCUUACACUGGUUCUAAUAUCCCUAGAAAGACUAGUGGCCGUCGCAUUUCCACUCCGCGCCAAAAUGGUCACAUACAGGUUACGGGUGAAUAUGAUAAUUUUGUCUUGGGUGGUUAGCGCAGCCAUCCAUGCUCCAUACUUCUACAUCUUCAAACUAUUUGAAUUUAACUCUGAAGUGUACUGCCUUGCAUCCUGGGAGCCUGCUUUUGAAGAGCCCUCGACUGGGCAAUUCUACAUCACCUUUCUUUGUAUUUCGGUGAUUUUAAUUCCGUUUACUCUUUUAGCUGGCAUAUACACAGUUAUAGUGUCGAUUCUGAUCAGGCAAAGGAACCACUUGCGAGACGCAGUUCGUGGAGGAAUUAUACGAGACAAAAUGAACAGAAAUGUACUGAAAAUGGCUGUGACAAUUGUUGUGAUAUUUGCCAUUUGUUGGGCUCCUCUCAAUAUCAAUCUGCUUCUUGUGACAUUUUUCAGGAAAUCUCAAAAUGCGUGGUGCACUCCUCCUGCUUUUGCAUUCACUGCCGAGUUCCUUGUGAUCGCCAACGCCGCUAUCAAUCCGUUUGUAUAUUUUGGCUUCGUGGAAAAUUAUCGACGCAAUCUUAAGAGAGUUCUCACCAAGUCUAUCUUACGUACGAACGUUAGGAAAACUGGAAAGAGGCUAAGUGUUCGUCGCGAAACAUUUGAACUGACAUCUAUAACUUGCGAUAGAGUGCCCAGCUCUGAGAACGUGGUCUCAGGAAUUCGGAUUAUCUCGUCAAAGAGACUAGACUCAACAAGACGCAGGAGCGAAGUAACAAUGGCGGAGAACCUGUAACUUAAUGAACACUGAUUCAUCAGUACUCCUUGUAAUUUGAUAUUUGAAUUAAGAGUUUGUUUGCAUAUCGCUAAUCUGGAAUAGGCUCUGGAAUUAUUGUUAUUAGAAAGAUUGUUUAGGUUAGCCUAUGGCUGGAACGUGGUGUAAACUAAAUGACAAAAAAUCAAAAUAUGCCCAGUCGUGAUGGUGAUCUUUUUUACCAUGGAGUAAAAGGAGAAAAGUACCGUUUUUUAUUGGUCGGGGAAGAAUUAGGUGAUAAAUCAAAGGGAAGUAGAAAUUGUGAUGCACAAUUCUCUCUGUGUCCUUUAUUUCAAAGAUUUGACGAACUUUAAAGACAGGCGCGAUUUCUUAAGGAGAGAAAUACAUGAUCAUGGCCUUUUUAGCAGAUUGUUACUGAGGAGUGAUAACUGAAUAAAGAGUUUUAAAGGCCAUUUUAGCAUUAAUCCUCGGGGUUGAAAUUCGUGUAGAGCCGUUUGAAUAAUAGGAAAACUACUUUACUAAGAGAGACCUCGUAUCGCUCUAGAAAGAGUUUAGUCGAUGGGUUGCUUGUCAAUAAAUUUUAUUGCAUUAUGAAAGACCUGUCAACAUUUACUGAUGCAUCCUUCGCAGUUGACAACAUUCAGUCAUUUCUAUAUCUUUUAUGUAAGAGAUGCAUCUAAAAUCGAGCUGAUAUAACUGAGUUUAGCGCCUCCUUGACGCCGACCAUCAUCGGUUUAGGAACUUAAACCAAAAUAAAUAAAUAUAUUAUGCUUCUACUUAACAUUAUCGAUAUGAUACGUGUUUUAUAUAGAAAAAGACCUAACAACGUGCAUGUACCAUUGUGAAAUAUCUUCCAAGGUUCUAGUGAAGCGAAAUUUUCUGAUUUUAUGCCUCGAGGUAACGAGAAAUAGCUAAAAAGGAUAAAAAUAAUGAUAGUAAAUAAGAAAAUAACAAAUUUAGUUGUUACCCUCGGAUGAAAUUGAUUUCAA